CCUCUUUCAUCUGUACACACUGUCAGUUAAUCAUUGAUUCAUUGAUUCAUUCAUCAAUCAACAUUAACGGCAAUAGCAACAAUAGAGACGAUGGGACAUCCUCACCCAGACUUCACACCAGAACAGGCAGCUACAGGCUGGAAGACACAGACCAAAGAGCAGAUAGCCUACUGGGUACCUGAGGUCGACGUCAAGGGAACCUUGCCUCAUGAUUUGGUCGGUACCUUCUUCCGCAAUGGUCCUGGAAAUGAUAGUGUUGGCUCCACAAAGUUGACACAUCCAAUUGACGGCGAUGGUCUUGUCGUAGCAUUGUCCUUUCCCGGUAACGGGCAUGUGCACUUCAACUCGCGCUUCGUUCAAUCCCGUCAUCGAGUGAAAGAACAAGCCGUCAGACGAAUGAUCUUUAGGGGUCAAAUGGGGACUGAUCCUAACAGCUUUAAGUCAAACGUUGCAGCGUUGAUCAAAUCGAAGAUUGGCUGGGAAAAGAGCUCAACUGUUCUUACGUUCAGAAAUCCAUCCAACACCAACGUGUACAUGUGGGAGGGCAAAGUUCUUAGUGCACAUGAGACAGGCCUUCCUUACUGCUUGGAUCCUACAACACUAGAGACUAUUGGCGAAGAAGACCUUGGAGGUACAUUGGAACUCAAAGUUCUCGGGGCUCAUUUCCGUUAUGAUCCGUUACUUGACCGCCUAGUGACCAUGUCUGCCAAACCUGGUGUCAAUCGACUUCCCUCUCUUCAAAUUAACGAAUAUGGCCGUCAAUGGGUUGCCAAGAGCCUACAGACUUUCCAUAUUCCUCAGCUUAAUUACGCACAUGACUUGCUCCUGAGUAAACAUUUCUACAUUGUUCAAAUCACCCCUUUUGUGAACGUAUCAACAGCGGAGGCCUAUAAGUUCUUUCUUGGCAUCUCUUCUCCUGGCGAUGCGAUGCGAUACUACGAUCAUCUGCCCUGUCGGCUUGUUAUCAUCGCUCGCACAUCCCAAGUGGCGGAUCAGAUCCUUGGAGGUCGUCAAUGGAUUGAAGCUGAUAUCCCUGAACCCUGUCACAUUUUCCACUUUGGAAAUGUUCAGGAGAUUGUGGAGGAUGAUCGCGUUGUAGGAUUAGAUCUUACAGCUGUCUGUUUGGGCAAAAAAUUCACCAUGAAGUUCGAGAACAAUCUCUGGCUCAGUAAUGCGUCCAAAGCACCAGGACUAUUGAUGGGAUUUAAGGUUCGAUUCAGUGAUAUCAAUGAUGCAGGCUCUACAACUCCAGUAACCGGCAAUAACAGUAACGGCCCACUUGUAUAUCAGACUGUGCUACACCCAGCCUCGGUUGAAUUUCCAGCAGUACAUCCUUACCGCCAUGGACUGGACACACGCUAUACUUACAUGAUGGCAUCGAGUGAUCCGAAGCGCCCUCAUUACUUUACAGCAGUACUGAAGCACGACUUAUACGGUAGAGGUACUAAAUUUUGGCAAAGUGGAGGCGUGACAGGCGAACCGUGCUUCAUUCCUCGUGGGGGCUAUGCUGUUGUAGGAAAAGAAGAUAUAAGGGCUGAAGAUGAUGGAUUUGUGGUAGUGCAGGUGUAUAAUCCAAAGAAGCAGACGACAGACUUUGCAGUAUUGGACGCACAGACUAUGGAAUUGUUAGCGACCAUUGGCCUGAAGCAUCAUGUUCCAUAUGGCUUCCAUGGAACAUUCACGCCAGAGCUCUUUAUCCCAAGUAGUCAUACACCACCAAGCUUAGUCAAAGCGAAGCUUUAAAAUAGGGAUAGGACUUAUUUAAAAAGGCCUCGGGGUUAUAUUAGCCUUAAAUUAAGUUGAUGCUUCAUGAAAUUGGGACAAAAAAUAAAUGAAUUUCAGAAC
Lobosporangium transversale is the source of this 1845-nucleotide messenger RNA. Its product is annotated as carotenoid oxygenase. The transcript has 5 exons. Bases 91 to 1743 code for a protein of 550 amino acids. Gene Ontology annotation, biological process: carotene catabolic process. The record is from RefSeq and is a predicted model, not a curated record. Lineage: Eukaryota; Fungi; Mortierellomycota; Mortierellomycetes; Mortierellales; Mortierellaceae. Gene Ontology annotation, molecular function: carotenoid dioxygenase activity.